This is a messenger RNA of Cyprinus carpio (common carp), 939 nucleotides long. RefSeq lists its product as uncharacterized. Lineage: Eukaryota; Metazoa; Chordata; Actinopteri; Cypriniformes; Cyprinidae. The record is from RefSeq and is a predicted model, not a curated record.
UUUUCAUUCUUAACUAGAAUCGCAACAAAUAUGCGUGUAUUUUAUUUUGACACACAAAAUAACGAUUAUUGUCAUUUUAUCUGGAUAAAUAGGUCAUGUUUUUUUUAUUAUCCUAAGUUUAUUUAUAUUCACACACUGGAUAUCAAAUUCUUGCGGGCGUUUUGAGGAAGGAAGAGAAAACCAUAAUUAUCCUAAAAUAGAGCAACACUAUUGGAAUUAAUUCUAACAGGCACAGCUGUUGACAUGAUGGGAUGCUGUUUUGUGCUCACUCUGUUCGGUUUGCUCCUUCUUGGUGUUUUUGGUGAUGAUGUGGUGACAGUGAUGGAGGGAGAUUCAGUCACUCUACACACUGAUAUCACUAAAAAAGAGCAUGACAAGUUGCUGUGGUAUUUUGAAGACACUCGCAUAGCUCUGAUCAAUGGACGUCCCAAUACAAGCUGCUUAUAUGAUGGUGAAGGCGGGAGAUUCAGAGACAGACUGAAGGUGGACUAUGAGACUGGAUCUCUGACCAUCACUGACAUCAGAUCUGAACACACUGGACGUUAUGAAGCAGAGAUCAUCAGAAGCGAGAGUUCAGGAAAAAGGCAAAGCUUAAACAGAAACCGCAAGUGCGACAGCACAAAAAUCACCAAAAAAAUCAGCAUCACUCAUGAUGACACCAUAAAAACUUUCAAUAUGAUCGUGACUUCUGCUCUGUCUGAUCAAGUCAGAACUGAUGGAGAGCCCCGUAUGGAGAAGAGGGAGUUUGACUUGAAUUCAGGUCUGUCUUCAGCUGCUGUAGCAGGAAUAUGUGCUGCUGCUGUUCUGCUGCUGGUGACUGCUGUAGCUGCUGCUGCUGUGAUUUACUAUCGCCACAAGAGCUCCAAAAAUGAAAGGGAGAAAAACAUGUAUAAAGGAUUGUCCGUAGAUGAGACGAUCCCAAAUGUGUGAUUAUAAGAU